AGUUAUCGCUAUUCUCUUCCACCAUGGACUCAUUAUACACCGUCUUGGCGGUAACUGUGGUCACCAUCGCAGCAGGCGUUUACGUCUACUGCCGCAAAAAACUGUCCUACUGGACAAACCGCGGCGUAGAACAGUUGCCAUCCACCCAUUGGCUAUUCGGGGACUUUAAAGAAGGAAUUCUGUUCCGAUCGGCCCCAGGAUGGCACCUCGGGACACUGUAUCGCCGGGCCCGGAGAGACGUACCUUUCGUCGGCUUCUACAUCUUCCACAAGCCUUGUCUCCUGCUCCGGGACCCAGAUGUCAUCAAGCAAAUACUGAUCAAAGACUUUGAAAAGUUUUCGGAUAGAAAUUUCGCCGGAAGAACUCAAAAAGACAGUAUCGGGAUGAAGAAUUUGUUUGGGAUUCGGAAUCCCGCGUGGCGUUAUUUAAGGCAGAAGAUUUCUCCAACUCUGACAAAGUCGAAGCUGAAGCAGAUGCUGCCGUAUAUGCUGAAGACAGGAGAGCCCAUGGUGGAGUACAUCGAGAAGCAGAGGUUGAAGGAGCCGAAGCUGGACGCGCAGGAGCUGAGCUACAAAUACGCGACGGACCUGAUCGGGUGCGUGGCGCUCGGGACCCCGAUGGAUUCCUUCAACAACCCCAACGCGGAUUUCACGCAGGCCGUGGCCGAGUUCUUCCACGGCUUCAAGCGCAUGAUAGCAUUGGUGUCCGUGUUCUUCAUGCCCGACCUAGUGGACCUGGUGGGAACCCCUCUUCUGUUCAACUCCAGCUUCGUGCGAAAGGUGUUUUGGGAGGCGGUGGAAGAGCGAGAGAGGACGGGAGAGAAGAGAGGAGAUUAUAUCGAUACUAUUGUGCAGCUAAAGAACGGGCCACAGAAUCCAUUAUACGAAUUUUCCGGUGAAAAUCUGCUGUACCAGUCCGGCACUUUCUUUAGCGGGUUCGAAUCCAGCGCGACCACGGCCGCCUUCACGCUCAUGGAGUUGGCGCGACACCCGGAGAUCCAGCAGCGAGCCCGCGAGAACAUCCAGCAGGCUGUCAAGGAGCACGGGUGGACCUAUGAAGGAUUCAAAGCAAUGAAGUACCUUGACCAGUGCGUGGCUGAAGGCGUUAGGCUGCAUCCUCCAGUAUCCACGGUCGACAGGUCGGCCAAAGAGGACUAUAAGAUUCCCGGCACCGACAUAAUAAUAGAGAAAGGAACUGCGAUCUAUAUCUCAUUGUACGGGCUGCAGGGAGAUCCCAAGCACUUCGACAACCCGGAAGCAUAUGACCCGAGCCGCUUCGAUGAAGGCAGGCACAUUCCUGAUGCGUACAUACCCUUCGGAGCAGGACCCAGAAUGUGUGUCGGAUUGAAAACCGGCCAACUCCAUGCCAAGGUCGUAUUAUCCAUGAUCCUGUCCCAGUUCGAAGUGCACCAGAACUCCGACCAGCUUGAACUUGAUCCUCGGUCCACCUUCACCGCGGCCGCGCACGGGCUACCCAUGGAGUUCAAGAGGAUAGAGAAGGAAUCCAUCAAGACAGUCGGACCUGGCACGCUAUAACACGAUCCUGCUACACCAACAUUUUUGGCAGUGGUUUCAUCAAUGAUCUUAAUUUUGGAAACAGAAAAGAUAUGAAUCUAAAUGUGUGUAGGUACCAGAUGAUCCUUAAUAAUGGUGAGCUAUUCGAGUAAACAAUUAUUGUUAUCAUUGUCACGAUAAAUAAAGAUUUGCAAAAAUUUUACUAUCUUAAAAGACAAUAUGCAUAGAUUGUAUCGAGACUUACUUACAUAUAUAUUUAGUUAAUUUUUAGUGUUAAUUGUUAAUUAAUUAAGUGUUACAUUUAAAAACAAUAAAUAAUUAUUUCAACA
Messenger RNA from Cydia pomonella (codling moth), 1843 nucleotides. Its product is annotated as cytochrome P450 6k1-like. Lineage: Eukaryota; Metazoa; Arthropoda; Insecta; Lepidoptera; Tortricidae. The record is from RefSeq and is a predicted model, not a curated record. Bases 24 to 1535 code for a protein of 503 amino acids. Gene Ontology annotation, molecular function: monooxygenase activity; heme binding; iron ion binding. The transcript is spliced from 6 exons.